GUCACUGCCGCACCUGCGCGGCUUGUAAAAAACAGGGAGGAAAGGAGCCGGAAAGUCAGUCUGGGGUGAUUAUACAACACGAUCUGUAAACGGUGCACAAAACUCAGAAGUCCUCUUUUUAUUGCUGCUAUUCAAAGCUCAGUACUGGCUUAGCGUUUGCGGUCAGCCGGUGAUCAAAAGGCGACUCAGAGCGCUCCGACCAGCUGGACAAACAAUAAACAUCUCUUUGCUGUCACAUCAUGAACCCUGAAUAUGACUACUUAUUCAAGCUUCUUCUAAUUGGAGAUUCUGGAGUUGGAAAAUCCUGCAUUCUUUUACGAUUUGCAGACGACACCUACACAGAGAGUUUCAUCAGCACUAUUGGAGUGGAUUUCAAGAUCCGAACUAUUGAGUUGGAUGGAAAAACGAUUAAACUGCAGAUAUGGGAUACUGCUGGCCAGGAGAGAUUCCGAACCAUUACAUCCAGUUACUACAGAGGAGCUCACGGGAUCAUUGUUGUGUAUGAUGUUACAGACCAGGAGUCCUACAACAACGUAAAACAGUGGCUGAAGGAAAUUGACCGCUAUGCGAGUGAGAACGUCAACAAACUACUUGUAGGGAAUAAGUGUGACCUAACUACAAAAAAAGUUGUGGACUACACCACAGCUAAGGAGUUUGCUGACUCUCUUGGCAUCCCUUUCCUUGAGUCGAGUGCUAAAAAUGCCACAAACGUGGAGCAGGCCUUCAUGACCAUGACAGAGGAAAUAAAGAAGCGAAUGAGACCAGGGGCUUCUGGGGGUUCAGAGAAGCCUGAUCUGAAAAUCGAGAGCACCCCAGUACAGCAGUCAGGCAGCGGGUGCUGUUAGGACACUGUCAUAUAUUCUCAGGGAGAGUGAUGAGCUGACAGGUUUUGAGGACUGGACACUGAGUAUUGUAUGGAGGUGGCAAAUCUGGAAAUAUUUAAUGACAGACAUUGUCCUAAGUGGUGCUCAAUAAAGUCAGAAAUCAUUACUGUUGUUUGACUAAAGAAACGCUCACAUGGCUCUUCCCAUAUUUAUGCUGACAUGUUUAAAAUUUACCAUUAAAGCACAGGCACGCAUUGAUUCAGGUACUUGCCUGAAAAUUGAAAAUGAAAAUGUCCAGAUCACUGUGCAGCAUCCACAAUUGGUCCAAUAAUAUGAUUAUUCAAAAAUACUAGUUGCAACUCACUGAAUUGGUGCCCUUGUUUGUGCUUUACAAGGAGGUCUGUGUCAGAGUUGUUGAGUGGUCAUUGCCAGUAUUGUACAUCAGCUUGGUUGGGCUCUGACCCUCCAAGCAUGUGUGGUGUUUUACUGUGGUUCUUUAAAAUAAAACUAUGUUGUUUUGUGUUAAGUGGUUUCUAU
This is a messenger RNA of Xyrauchen texanus (razorback sucker), 1361 nucleotides long. Its product is annotated as ras-related protein Rab-1A-like. The record is from RefSeq and is a predicted model, not a curated record. Gene Ontology annotation, molecular function: GTP binding; GTPase activity. Bases 240 to 845 code for a protein of 201 amino acids. Lineage: Eukaryota; Metazoa; Chordata; Actinopteri; Cypriniformes; Catostomidae. The transcript is spliced from 6 exons.